Penicillium mononematosum is the source of this 1356-nucleotide messenger RNA. RefSeq lists its product as uncharacterized. Lineage: Eukaryota; Fungi; Ascomycota; Eurotiomycetes; Eurotiales; Aspergillaceae. Bases 1 to 1356 code for a protein of 451 amino acids. Gene Ontology annotation, molecular function: phosphoric diester hydrolase activity. The transcript is spliced from 3 exons. Gene Ontology annotation, biological process: lipid metabolic process. The record is from RefSeq and is a predicted model, not a curated record.
AUGAGGUGGCCUACAGUUCUUCUCGGCCUCCUCGCCGUUGCCCUGGCCCAGGACUCAUCAACCGAAUCCUCCGAAUCCGGGACGACCACCGAUAGCACAGUUGUGUCCGUCACAACUCCCGUGGCCAUUCCUUCAGGUACCUACCAAGAAUUCAGCACAACAAUCACACUGAGUGACGGCGAUGAGUCGGUCAUUGCAUCGACCACUCGUUACAAUGGCACAAUGACUGCCUCCAACCAGACCGCAGUCACCACGACUUCCGACUCGUUGACUUUGCUGGUGGGCGGUGGAGGCGGAGGAACGACAGUGAUCGGGAACAAUAGCAUGAACGCGACUGCGACCACGACUGGCACAGCUACGAACACACCUGUCGUCAACACCAGGCCCUGUAACAAUUACCCCGAGUUCUGUACUAGGAAGUACUCCAACAUUACCAUGGUCGCAGCGCACAACAGCCCGUUCGUGCGCAAGAACAGCGUCGCCGCCAACCAGGCGCUGGAUGUGACGACACAACUCAAUGACGGAGUUCGCACUCUGCAAUUCCAAACUCAUUAUGUCAAUGGCACUAUGUAUCUGUGCCACACAACCUGCCAAUUGCUCGACGCCGGCACCCUCGAAGAAUACCUGACCGACGUCAACAAGUGGAUGCGGAAGAACCCAUACGACGUGGUGACCUUCAUCAUCGGCAACUUCGAUUAUGUCUCGCCUGAGAACUUCACCACCCCCAUCUACAACUCCGGCCUGAAGGACCUGAUCUACACCCCCACCAAGGUCCCAAUGGCCCUGAACGACUGGCCCACACUCUCAGAGAUGAUCCUGAGGCAGAAGCGCGCAGUCUUCUUCAUGGACUACCAAGCCAAUCAGACCGCGCACCCAUGGCUGAUGGAUCAAUUCUCGCAGGUGUGGGAGACGCCCUUCUCGCCCACCAACCCUGCCUUCCCCUGCACACAGCAACGCCCACCCGGUCUGUCCGAGGCAGACGCCAAGGACCGCAUGUACAUGGCCAAUCACAAUCUGAACCUGCAGUUGAACCUCGGGUCUCUGAGCAUGUUGAUCCCCAAUACUGCUCAGCUUGAUGAAACCAAUGCCGUGAAUGGCAGUGGCAGUCUGGGUGAAAUGGCCCAGGAAUGUAACACAACCUGGGGCCGUCCGCCUAACUUCCUUUUGGUGGACUACUAUAAUUACGGCAAUUUCAACGGCUCGGUCUUCGAGGUCGCUGCCCAGAUGAACAAUGUCACUUAUGACCGUAACUGCUGUGGCAAGACGUCUGGUGCUCUGCGCGAGGUUUCUGUCGCCGGCAUGUCGACUGUGCUUCUGGUGGCAGUGGGAGUGCAGAUGGUGAUGUCUGCGUUCUGA